AUACGCUUUCUAGAGCACCACUCAGAGAACACGCUUUAAAUGAAAUUGAUAAUGAUUUGUCACUACAUUGUGAUUUGUUAAUGAAAAGUAUAAAUUUAUCUGAUAGUCUUCUUAGUGAAAUCAGGGAAAACUUAAUUAACGAUGAAUCACUGCAAAAAGUGAUUUCGUAUAUCAAAAAUGGUUGGCCUUCCAAUAAAAAAUUAGUUGAUACACUGGCUAUGCCAUAUUAUAACAUUAAAGAUGAUUUGUCUUUUAUCAAUCAACUUUUAUUAAAAAAUAAUCGUAUAAUUAUACCACAUCAACUUCGUCACAAAACAUUAAAUAGUCUACAUGAAGGACACAUGGGAAUUCAGCGUUGUCAGAAUUUAGCUAAAAGUUCUGUUUAUUGGCCAAAUAUUAAUCACGAUAUAUUUAAUUUAGUUUCUAGUUGUGAAAUUUGUGCUAAAUACAAAAAUUGCAAUGGCAAACAAGAGCUACUGCCUCAUGAUAUUAUAGAGUUGCCUUGGUAUAAAGUGGCUUGCGAUAUUUUUGAAUUUGAAAAGAAACAAUACCUUUUGGUUGUUGAUUAUUAUUCAAAGUACAUUGAAAUUGAUAUUUUAAACAUGGGUUACUCUAGCAAGCAUGUCAUUACAAAAUUAAAAUCUAUUUAUGCCAGACACGGCAUUCCUAAAAUUUUUGUUUCAGACAAUGGCCCUCCUUAUAAUUCAAAAGAAUUUAAUCAGUUUUGUAACGAUUGGUCUAUUGAACACAUAACAUCGAGCCCUCAUUUUCCGCGAUCUAACGGCAUGGCAGAGCGUUCAGUUCAAAUUGUAAAAAAAUUAUUGAUAAAAUGUAAAGAAACAAAUUCAGAUUAUUACACAGCGUUAUUGCAUUACAGAACAACUCCUAAAGGUGAAGAUGUCAUGUUUAAGCGUACACCGCUUUCAGUUUGGUAUCCUGCAACAGUUGUAGAAAAAUGUAAAGAACCAAGGUCAUUUUUGGUAGAAGACAAUGAUGGAGUGAUUUAUCGAAGAAAUAGAGAACAUUUAAUGAAAAGACAAAGUGUUUUAGACAAAAUAGAUGAAGAACGAGAGACUGUAAAUCCAAAUCAAAGUCCUGUUAUAGAUCUAAAUUUAAAUAAUGAAAAAAGUGCAAAUCAAUAUGUUACUCAAAGGGGAAGAAAUGUGGUAGCACCUAAUAGACUAAAAUAUGAAUAA
Molecule: messenger RNA, 1196 nt
Organism: Teleopsis dalmanni
Lineage: Eukaryota; Metazoa; Arthropoda; Insecta; Diptera; Diopsidae
Exons: 2
Biological process (GO): DNA integration
Molecular function (GO): nucleic acid binding
Source: RefSeq, a predicted model, not a curated record